AUGUCGAAGCUCACACUCGCAAUAAUCGCCGCUGGCGGUGCGGCAGCAGGUGCAGCUGCAACAGCAGCCAUAUAUUCGGUCAACAAGAAGGAUUCUCUUCCACCCACAGCAGUCACCACAACCACCACCACGACCAUCACAGGGCCCCCACGACCUGCACCGAUCCCAUCGCCUCCUGCACUCCCCGCCUCGGCCGUCGCUGCAGCAGGACGCAAGAUUGUCGAUCCAAACGGCCUUUUCCAAUACGGUUUCCCGGGUCCUGUCAACGAUCUCCGCCCCGCUGCCUCCCUUACCUCCGUCUACAACCGCCAGACCCGUAACCCUGCCUGGGUCGCCGAGCACAUCACCCCCGAGUCGCUCGCAAUCAAUAACGCGGACCGCAAGCACAGUGUCUUUGUAGAGGACAUUGGCAUCCCUGAAAAAUUCCGCGCAAAACUCAAGGACUACUUUCGUUCGGGCUACGACCGCGGCCAUCAGGCACCGGCGGCAGAUGCGAAAUGGAGUCAGGAGGCCAUGGACGCUACAUUUGCGCUGAGUAACAUGUGUCCACAGGUUGGAGAUGGAUUCAAUCGAGACUACUGGGCACAUUUUGAGGACUUUUGUCGGCGACUCACACAUUCGUAUCCUUCGGUGCGCAUCGUUACGGGGCCAUUAUACCUCCCCAAGCGUGAGGCAGAUGGAAAGUGGCGAGUAUCAUAUGAGGUCAUAGGAAACCCUCCAAAUGUUGCGGUACCAACGCACUUCUUCAAGGUCAUCUUUGCCGAAGACGGAACGCUGGGAGGAAAGGUCGCAUUGGGAGCGUUUGUGCUGCCGAACGCGGUGAUUGCGAACAAUAAGCCAUUGACCGACUUUGAGGUGCCGAUUGAAGCUGUGGAGCGGGCAAGCGGACUGGAGUUUGCUUCCAAGCUUACUCCCGAGAGGAGGAAGAGGCUGUGUCAAGAAGUCAAUUGCUCGGUGAUUGUAAAGGAGUAUGCGCAGAGGCAGAAGACAUUUAGUAAGAAGUAG
Molecule: messenger RNA, 1005 nt
Organism: Plenodomus lingam JN3
Lineage: Eukaryota; Fungi; Ascomycota; Dothideomycetes; Pleosporales; Leptosphaeriaceae
Gene: NUC1
Product: nuclease
Biological process (GO): apoptotic DNA fragmentation
Cellular component (GO): mitochondrial inner membrane; nucleus
Molecular function (GO): single-stranded DNA endonuclease activity; metal ion binding; nucleic acid binding
Source: RefSeq, a predicted model, not a curated record